Molecule: messenger RNA, 4022 nt
Organism: Gopherus flavomarginatus (Mexican gopher tortoise)
Lineage: Eukaryota; Metazoa; Chordata; Testudines; Testudinidae
Gene: C5AR1
Product: complement C5a receptor 1
Exons: 2
Coding region: 295-1368 (357 amino acids)
Biological process (GO): phospholipase C-activating G protein-coupled receptor signaling pathway; inflammatory response; complement receptor mediated signaling pathway
Cellular component (GO): plasma membrane
Molecular function (GO): G protein-coupled receptor activity; complement component C5a receptor activity
Source: RefSeq, a predicted model, not a curated record
UGCCCACAGAUCACCCCACGCCGGCUGUGCCUGCUCCCCGACCAGUCGUGUCCCAGGUCAGGAUUUGCCUGUCGCGGUGCUGCAUUUGGGAUGGAGCUUUAGAUAGGCUGUGGGUCAGCAUGUGAGUUGUUGGAACGGUCUCGGGGUUUGUCCGUGGUGUGGCAAGCCUGUUCCGUUUGAUGCUGACAGCUCAAUCCCUGGCACCCACGUCCUCUCUUCUCUAAUGGGCAACUCUUCACUGCCGUAAAACAGGUCUUGGGCUGCCUCUGCACAGGAUACAGAGCCUGCUGCAGAAUGAACGUCAGUGAGGUGUCUGAUGACUACGAUCCUUACUCGUACGGUAACUUCACUGCGCCCAGCUUCGACACGCCAGCUCCGCAGACUUUCCAGCUGACCCCCAUCCUGUGGGUGUCUCUGGUUCUCUACUCCCUUGUCUUCCUGCUGGGCGUGCCGGGGAACGUGGCUGUCAUCUGGGUGACAGGCUUUGGGAUGAAGCGCACAGUGAACACCGUCUGGUUCCUCAACCUGGCGGUGGCCGACCUCCUCUGCUGCCUGGCACUGCCGUUCCUGGCCGUGCCCGUGGCCCGCAGCAACCGCUGGGAGCUGGGUAACUUCGCCUGCAAGCUGCUCCCAUCCCUCACCAUCCUGAACAUGUUUGCCAGCGUCCUGCUCCUGAUGGCCAUCAGCGUGGACCGCUGCGCCCUGGUGACCAGGCCCAUCUGGUGCCAGAACCACCGCACAACCCGGCUGGCCUGGGGCCUGAGCGGGGCAGCCUGGCUCCUGGCUCUGCUCAUGACCCUCCCAACCCUCAUCUUCCGGAUGACGCACAAGGACUUCUCAGGCAAAGUGAUGUGCGUCCUGGAGUACGCUCAAGUGGCCAGUUACCAGACCACCGUGGAGGUGUCCGUCGCUACCUUCCGCUUCGCUGCCGGCUUCCUGGUCCCCUUCAUGGUGAUCGCCACCUGCUACAGCCUGGUCCUGGCCCGCGUCCACAGGAGCCGUUUCACCCGCUCGCGCAAGACCAUUAAGGUCAUUCUUGUGGUGAUCAUCGGCUUCUUUGUGUGCUGGCUCCCCUACCACGUGGUGGGGCUGAUCAUUGCUGCCCACAAGCCCACCACAAGCCUCUACAAAGGUGCCGCUGAGUCCGACCCCCUGAUUGUGGGUCUGGCUUACGUCAACAGCUGCCUCAACCCUGUCAUCUACGUCAUCAUGGGCCAGGACUUCAAAGACCGGUUCCAGCGCUCGCUGAAGACCAUCCUCCGCAACGUGCUGAACGAGGAUUCGCUCUCCAUGGGUGACGGCAGGAAGAAGACCAGAUCCACACAGGAGACCAAGUCCACGAUGGAGGACCAAAGCAUCGGGGUGUGAGCUGAGGAACGGGCCCAUGGCAGCCCCACUGCGGGCCAGGCUUGUGACAUGUCAGGUGAUGACUGCCUCCCCUUUGCUCGCUGUCGUUACCCUGGGGGAUCCUUGCAGGGCGCACAGCCGUACAGCCAUCGCCCCUCGCACGCCCCAGGCCCCUGCAGGCUGUGGGGCGGGGCAGAUGGCGAUAUAAUGCACAUAGUGCCACCUCUAUAUUUGCAUAUCUGAAUAUUCAUGAUUUCAUUCUCCUAUUUCCCCAUCAUCCAACCCUUUGGCGCCUCACUCCCCUUCCUAUCCUCCCAGCUCCCGCCUUGAUUCCCCCCAAUCUCCAGUUCCCCAUGUCCCCCUCCCACAAAUUCCUUCUCCAGCCCUUUCCCCCAGUCUAGCCGCACCCCCAACAACCCCUCUGCCAUAGAGACAGGACUGGAGCAACAUCUGGAAUCGCUCUACAACCACAUCUCCAUGGCUACAGGCCACAGUCUAGGUGGGUCUCCUCUCUGGCUAGGGUCCUCUCUGUGGUUGGAGACCUCCAUGCAUUGGGGUCUCCUCUACGGCUGGGGUCCUCAGAGAGAACCAGCCUCCAGGAGGCUAACUAUGGAGAUGUGGCAUAUGGAGCCUCACCCUCAGCUCUGCAGCUGUCCCAGGCAGGAUCCCUGCAUUGGGUGCUAGUGGCCCUCGUCCCAAGCUCCUCUCUCCUAAGCUAUGGGGGGUAACUCCUCUGCUGGGCAGCAAUAGUAGUCUGUUACCCUCUUACGCAAAUCAGCCACGAGAGGGCGACAGAGACCCGACCUCCCUAGCUUACAGAGACCCAGGGCCGCAGGGCGUGACUUUCCCUGCCCCUCAUGCAGUCAUCGGCACCAGCCCAGGGAGUGAAGCACAGGUCAGAACGGGGCAGCGUUUGGGCACACACUCUGCAUGGGUGCGGCCGAGCACCUGAGAGCCAGUUACCAAUGUGCAUCUGUGCAAGCAGCCCCCAUGCAAGCUGCUGCAAGCAGCAUCCACGGGGGGAAGAUUACGGGAGCAUUUCUAGCUUCCUACCCCUGUUGCCAAAGGCUCAGAAUUUUCUGUAACUUCCCCCUUUUAGGGCUGGGAUUUUGGGGAUUAGGUUUUUGGAUCCAACCGCCUCCCACCCCCUCCAGCACCCUGCAGGGGCACCAUCCCGGAAAUGUUGGUGUUUUGGGUUUUGUGUCAUGGGAGAGGACGACUGGCAGGAAAUCACUUCCUUCCUGCUCCAGGGCACGAGCCAGCCCCUGACUGACUGGGCCAGAGAGAGACUUCCCAGGAGGUUACAGGUCUGAGUGCACCUCUGCCAUGCCCAGGCCUGGGACGCAGCACCCGGUGUAGCAGCCAUGCUGACCCAGGGGAUCUGAGUGAGUCCUGGCACCUCUGGGCUUCCCUUUGGGAGCCUGUGCCCAGCAAGCCACAGUACUGUUUGUUUUAACAAUAGGAACAAAGCAUUUGGGGGAAAGGGUUUUAGAAACACAGUCUGCGACCUUUUCUCUCCUACCCAAAACCAUUCUGCAAUGAGGAUCUAGACAGGGCCGGCAUCUGCAGUUGCCCCAGCAGCUCCUGCAUGUCACCCUGGCCCUGCAAACAGCCUCUCUCUCCCCCAACCCCCAGGAGACGCUUGUUACAAACUGCUCGAGUCCCUUUGCUCGCUGGUGUGGACAGUCCUUGCACUAUCUCCUACCAGCACUCAGGCAUUUGCUGAGCAGUGGCUUAUCUUGAGCUGUCCUGCGUCCUUCCUGCUGGUUUGUGCAGCCAGACACCGAUUGAACUGAACCAACAGCUUCUUCCCGCAACGUUCACAGACAGCGGCCAUCCCUUGCCAGGGCUUGGCUCCAGCUCCGUGACCCCUCGAGUCUCGUCCCUGCACAGCGGCCUCUGGAGCAGCUGGGACUGGCUGGGCAGAGGUAGAGUGAGUCCUGCCCUGAUCUAUUGGACCGAACCCCCUCAGGAGGUCUCACCAUGACCAUCCCUGCAGCCCAGUGUGAUUGUGCAUUCCUCCCUCGGGGCCUGGCAGCCCCGGUCCCAGCGGCUCCCCUCGCCCUGGGCUGAGAUCCCCCCCUGCCCCAGCAGAUAAACAGGUGGAUCUGUGGCCUGAUCCUUGGUGCUACGCCUUCCUCCAUUAGGCUGUAUGGGGCUCUGCUGCCAUUUACCCCGGGCGAGGCCCCUCCAUCGCCUGCUGGGGCAGUGCCAAUGUGAUCCUGCGGGUAUUUCCAGGUUUGCCCUUAACACAGACGUGGCUGCUGCCGUGUCUCUCUUGAGCCUUGCUGUGACAAUGAGUGUGCGGGGCCGCGGGGGCGGGGGCAUGAAGCCACCUGUUUAUUUGCCAGGGUGGGGGGACCUCAGCCCCGGGACAAGGCACCCAAGGGGCUGGGAAUGGGGCUGCCACGCCCUGAAGGGAGCAUGGGUGGGGGUUACAUUUAGCGAUUUAUGGUGCUGUCCACAAGUCUGGGCUUUUCGGGGCGCUGGUUCUGCACACACUGUCCGGGGGUCCCUCUUUGCUAGGGUCCCUGCCAGCAGGGCCUACGCAGGCCAAUUCACGCACCACACAGCGGGGGUCCUUAGGAAUCCCGCCCUUCCAGCGCGCCGUGCUGCUCCCAGGAGACCCGAGUAACCACUCUCUGUGUUCAGUGAAUAAACAUGCCUCUUUGUCA